This is a messenger RNA of Penicillium soppii, 1737 nucleotides long. RefSeq lists its product as uncharacterized. The record is from RefSeq and is a predicted model, not a curated record. Lineage: Eukaryota; Fungi; Ascomycota; Eurotiomycetes; Eurotiales; Aspergillaceae. The transcript has a single exon. The coding region runs from base 1 to 1737 and encodes 578 amino acids.
AUGGACGAACCCGACCUCCAGUGCAUCAUCUGCACUAAGCGACCUCAAUUCUGUGACCUGUCUCACCUACUGACCCAUGUGGCCUCCAAAGCUCAUCUGGCCAGUCAAUUCGGCCUGAAGGUCCGCAGCACCGCAAACCCCAAAGCAGCCGAGCUGUUGAAACGAUACGAUGACUGGUACGAAGCUCAUAACCUCGGUCCACUGCUGUCCCUUCGCCUGCAUUCCAAGGAACAACGCAAGAAGAGAAAGUCAGAGGAGAAGACUCCAAAUGUUUCCAAAAGCCAACCCAGAAUCAAACAAGAAUCCACCUUGGAGCCAGUUGGCUUCAGCACUCCUGCCGCCCUUCCGGUUUCUGAUUGUAUCGAUCCACGCUUGGCUGGUACAUACAAUAGCCAACAGAAGAAAGAUGCAGACUCUCCUGCUACACCAAUCCGCUGGACUGCUGUGAACAGCAAUGAGAGAACUCGCACAGGGCCAAUCCUCCGGUCGGUGCGAACAUCUAUGGACCAACACUCGACUGAGACUUUCCCGCCCAACGGAUCUGAAUUGGGAAACAACAAGCUUUCGGUGUACCCUGUGACGCCAGUACAGCCCCGACGCAAGAGGAAGGCCGACGAUAUGGACUGGGCUAUGGGUCAGGAGACCCCAAACCCCUCCAUCGACUCUGCUGAUCGCACUCGGUCAUCGGGCAUAACUGGAUCUCGGGCAGAGGAAAUUGCAAGACUCAAAGGCGUUCUUUGGCCCGGCAUGGAUUGUUUUGAUGCAGCCACUGAGGCUAUGCGUCGCCGGCGCAAUCAGAAAAAGGAUGGCACUGUGCUAAAGCAGAUGGAAAUCACAUCUAUGAUCAUUGAGCCUAGCGAGCUGAUCUUCUCUCCCUCGGGCAAAUUUCUCAAAGAACGUGUGAUCACUGGCAAUGUCGAGGAGGACACCCCAUUAAAGGGAGAAACCCCGGUUCCUCGCCGGCGCCAAGCUCGCCCCCGGGUUCCGCUGGCUCGUGCUGAUCCUAACGUGCCUCGCGCUGCGGACAGAAAGCGACAGAGAUCUGCUGUAUUCAAUCGACGCAAAAUUACUAGCGAGGUUUCAAUUAAGGAAGACUACAAAUCACCCCGUCGUUCUCGCCGUGUGGCAGAUCCCAUCCCAACUCACGCUAGCUAUGAUGGGGAAUUCGAGAUGUCUGUCAACACAUUUGGGGAGCGAGCGAGGGGUGGCUUCAACGUGUUUGCUGAUGGCGAGGGAGGCAAACACACUUACCUGGGCCAGGACAUGGAAUCGAAGGGACAAUUUGGCACGUUGACUCCCACCCGCCUACUCUUAGACAACAAGUCAAAUGCUUCUGGAAUUCGUGCCUCGAAGGCUACGCAUACAUCAGCUAACAAGGAGAACAUCGAGCCUAUUUUGAAUGCUCAGGGCAGAAUUGGCUUUGGCCUUGGUCCACACGGCUGGUACUCUCCAUUCGCCAAGCGCACUGGCCCUGAUGAACUCGGCACUCUGUACUUUGAUGAGCCGUCUUUGCUUGGACUCAGCGGUCCUUUUAAUGGCAAUCUCAAGUCUGGAUACCGAUCCAACCCUUUGUUUGCUCCCAAGCCCCCGGCCUAUGACAACCCGUUCAAGCAGGAGGAUAAUGAAGCAAACCACGAUGGAUGGUCGUCAAUCCUGAAAGCUCCUGCAUCUGAGGAGACAAUUUCGGAGGAGAAUUUGGAAUUUCCCGGGCUUUAUCAGGUUACUUGCGCCGACUAA